This is a messenger RNA of Penaeus monodon (black tiger shrimp), 582 nucleotides long. RefSeq names its product 60S ribosomal protein L18a-like (gene RpL18A). NCBI's taxonomy places the organism in Eukaryota, Metazoa, Arthropoda, Malacostraca, Decapoda, Penaeidae. Gene Ontology annotation, molecular function: structural constituent of ribosome. The record is from RefSeq and is a predicted model, not a curated record. Gene Ontology annotation, biological process: translation. Gene Ontology annotation, cellular component: cytosolic large ribosomal subunit; ribosome.
CUCUUCGCCGCCACACCGUAAACAUGAAGGCGUCAGGCACGUUGAAGGAGUAUAGCGUGAUUGGGCGCAAGCUCCCAUCAGAGCUCGUCCCCAAUCCCCAGCUUUACAAGAUGCGAAUCUUUGCUCCUGAUGUUGUAACUGCCAAGUCCCGUUUCUGGUACUUCCUCUCCAAGCUUAAGAAGAUGAAGAAGGCCAGCGGUGAGAUUGUAUCAAUCACACAGGUCACUGAACGCAAGCCCAAUGUUAUCAAGAACUUUGGCAUCUGGCUUCGUUAUGACUCCCGUUCUGGAACCCACAACAUGUACAGGGAAUACCGGGAUCUGACAGUAUCUGGCGCUGUUACCCAGUGCUACCGUGACAUGGGUUCCCGUCAUCGUGCCCGUGCCCACUCUGUGCAGAUUAUGCGUGUGGAAAGGGUGGCAAGCAGCAAGUGCCGCAGACCAGCCAUCGUCCAGUACCACAACUCUAAGAUCAAGUUCCCCUUCCUUCCCCACUCCAAGAGGAAGAACAUGAAGAUGGACCGCAUUACACCCAAGAUCCCCAUGAUUCCAACUUAUUAAAUAUAAUAAAUGGUCGGGUGAA